AUGGCGGGCUGUGAGUCAGCUGUGUCCAGGUUAUGGCUAGUUCAUACUCUGUUAUUGGGUACAUUUCUCGUGCUGCAGGAACUGAGCAGCGUGAACUACCUGGAACUGUACCGUGUGUCCGACCUGUUCCACCUGCCUGCCAUAGAGGAGACCGUGGUGGACUUCCUGAUGGAGCAGUUCUCUGAGCUGAGCCAGAACCAGCAGGACGAGGGCCUGUAGCUCCCCUACCGCCUCCUCAGGGAGGUGCUGAAGAGCAACCGCCUCACCUCCCUCAGUGAAAAUGAGAUAUGGAAGUUGGCUGCUGUUCUCUGGCUGGAACAUGACUGACGCUACCAGUACACGGAGGAUCUAAUUCAGCACAUCUGCUAUGGCCUGAUGAACAUCUCCACAUUGCACCACCUAGCCUGUAGCCACCCUCUGGUCCAGUCUAGUCCCACUGCUGCCGCCCUGGUGGAGGAGGCACUGGAUUAGCACCAUACCACCUUUGCCCAUCCCCUUCACCAGUCAGCCCGUACCAAGCCUCGCUUCCAGUCUCUCACACUCUCCAUAGCUGGCAGGCAGAAGCAGGAGGUGAGCAGGGUCAGAAAGCUGUGGUACUUCAAUCCGCAGCAUGUACAUGUGGUAGGUAGGUCAAACUGGAGUGAGCUGGCCCCCAUGCCUACAGGAUGCAACCACCAUUGCGUGGCUGUGAUGGGGAUCUUCCUGUUUGUUGUGGGUGGUGAAGUUGAGCACGCCACUGGAAGGACAUGUCCCGUAAGGACCGCCUGUCAGUAUGACCUGAAAGGAAACCGGUGGACAGAGAUUGCCCCAAUGAAGGCUUGCAGAGAACAUUUUGUGCUUGGAGUUCUGGGUCAGUACCUGUACGCAGUGGGGAGCCGGAACGAAUUGAGGUAGGUCCUGCCCUCUGUGGAACGUUAUUAACCCAAACGGAACAAAUGGAUGUUUGUUCAGCCCUUUGACCACUCGCUGUCUUGCCAUGCCGGCUCUGUAGCUGAUAGUCUGCUCUGGGUGUCAGGUGGAGUGACAAACACUGCACAGUACCAGAAUCGGCUGAUGGUUUACGAUCCAGAGCAGGUAUGGGCCUUGGACUGUGUUGGACUGACAUCCCCUCCAGGGGGAGUUGUAGACUCAUCUGCUUAA
Thalassophryne amazonica is the source of this 1140-nucleotide messenger RNA. RefSeq names its product kelch-like family member 32 (gene klhl32). The record is from RefSeq and is a predicted model, not a curated record. Gene Ontology annotation, molecular function: protein binding. NCBI's taxonomy places the organism in Eukaryota, Metazoa, Chordata, Actinopteri, Batrachoidiformes, Batrachoididae.